AUGGCGAUUCCCACACAGUUAGCUUAUCGCACCUCCAAGGGCAUCGGGCUCUUCAAUGCUGCUCCCGUUUAUGAGCCUCUGCCGGGGUUUGUACGACCCGAAGGCAAUCUUCGCUGCUGCUGUUACUCACCCGACAGCAAGUACUUUGCGUGGGCGUCGCCUGAACAGGUUUCGGUAAUCGACGCCUCGGCCGGCCACGUCAUCACUACCCUCCCCACACCGAACGUCUUCGAGCUCGGCUUCUCUCCUUUGGGAACAUACAUCAUUACGUGGCAGCGGCCCUCGAAGGAUGAGGAGGGCAAUGCUGUAAAGAAUCUGAAGGUCUGGAGGACUGUGUCGGACGAAGCUGAAGACAAUGGAGAGCGUCCAGUUGUCGGCGAAUAUGUACAGAAGAAUCAGCAGGGGUGGAACCUGCAGUACACUUCUGACGAGAAGUUUUGCGCACGCGCUGUAACAAACGAAGUGCAAUUCUUCCAGUCAGACGACCUGCGGAACCCCUGGAACAAACUCCGUGUUGAGGGCGUAACCGAUUUCGCCGUGUCACCUGGCAAGAACCAUUCAGUUGCAGUUUUUGUCCCGGAGCGCAAGGGUAUGCCCGCUGCAGUCAAGGUCUUCCAAGUACCCCAGUUCGGUCAACCCAUGUCGCAAAAGACUUUCUUCAAGGGCGACAAGGUUCAGCUGAAGUGGAACGAGCUGGGCACCAGCCUGAUUGUUCUGGCCCAAACGGAGGUCGACAAAACGAACAAGAGCUACUACGGCGAAACGAACAUGUACAUCCUCAGUGCCAACGGCACCUUCGACUCUCGCAUCCAACUUGACAAAGAGGGCCCGAUCCACGAUGUUUCCUGGUCGCCAAACUCGAAAGAGUUCGGCGUCACCUACGGUUACAUGCCGGCAAAGACCACCAUCUUCAACCAACGUGCAGUUGCUCAGCACAGCUUCGACUUGGGCCCGCGCAACACCAUCAGCUUCUCGCCGCACGGUCGUUUCGUCAUCGUUGCAGGAUUUGGCAAUUUGGCUGGCGACAUGGACAUUUAUGAUCUUGAGAAGAACUUUGCGAAAGUGUGCACGGUCAAAGCCGCCAACUGCACUUACUGCGAGUGGAGCCCAGACGGGCAACAUAUUCUUACAGCAACCACUAGCCCGCGUCUCCGCGUCGACAACGGCGUACGGAUAUACCAUGUCAGUGGGGGGCUGAUGUAUAAUGAAGAGAUGACGGAGCUAUACCACGUCACUUGGCGACCACAGCCGACUUCCUCACAUCCUGUCGAGAAUGCUCUGAAGUCUGUGCCGACGCCCCAUCCCUCGGCUCUUGCAUUUCUCAGCACCCAGAAAACGCCAUCUAAGCCUGCCGGUGCUUACCGACCUCCUGGAGCCCGAGGAACCACUACGCCACUCCUGUUCAAGCGGGAAGACGAAGGUGGUGCAGCAUAUACCAACACUGGAGUUUCUUCCACGAACGUUGGCUUCCAGAAUGGGUUCGGAAAGCCUCGUCGCCGCGAAGUACCCGGUGCAGAGGCUGCAGAGACGCUUCCGCCUGGUGCUGCCCCUGGUGGUGGCGUCAGUUUGACUGGCGCUGUCGACGGUGAUGGAGAACUGUCAAAGGCAGCACUAAAGAACAAGAAGAAACGGGAAGCUAAGAAGGCCCGUGAGGCCGCCGACAAAGCCGCUGGCCUCGCUGCUGACGGUAUCAACCCCCCGACGGGACCUGCCAACGGCGGCCGAAGUCCGGAGCGUCGUAAUGAUCGCAGCCAACAACGCAGUCGUAGCAAGAACGGAAAUGAGGGCUAUGGCAAUCAAGCAAGCCGAAGUCGUAGCCAGAGCAAUUACGGCCGCCAACCAGGCGCCAGACAAGAGGGCAAUUAUCGACAGAACCUUGGCCAGCAACCUCUUCAGCGCGCUGGUUCUGGUCAAGCCCCUCCACUUCCGCCUCCGAUUCAAACCGAGAAUCAAGGUCCAGCUCCGGAUCUUACUGUAACGAGCCCUGGCGAUGCGAACCCUCAGGAUAAGAAGAUCCGUGGACUUCUUAAGAAGAUGCGGGCUAUUGACGAGUUAAAGAUGAGGCAGGCUGGUGGCGAGAAGCUGGAAGAUACGCAGGUCAAGAAGAUCGGCACCGAGCAUCAGAUCAAGAAGGAGCUCGAUGGCUUAGGCUUCACUGGUUAA
Messenger RNA from Cucurbitaria berberidis CBS 394.84, 2163 nucleotides. Its product is annotated as eukaryotic translation initiation factor-like protein subunit eIF2A. Gene Ontology annotation, molecular function: translation initiation factor activity; mRNA binding; ribosome binding. Gene Ontology annotation, cellular component: cytosolic small ribosomal subunit. The coding region runs from base 1 to 2163 and encodes 720 amino acids. The record is from RefSeq and is a predicted model, not a curated record. Gene Ontology annotation, biological process: translational initiation. NCBI's taxonomy places the organism in Eukaryota, Fungi, Ascomycota, Dothideomycetes, Pleosporales, Cucurbitariaceae. The transcript has 5 exons.